UUCAUAGGUAGAGCCAACAAAACAAAAUUGUGUGGCUCUCGCACAUCCAGGGACGUGAAGCCAGCAGUGUCUGCCUGCCCGAGUGAACAAAGCUACACUUGCCCGAAUGGCUCCUAGUCCUUUUGAGUUCUGUGUUCUGUCUUCGAAUCUAACACCUGCUGGGCAAAUCUGUUGUACGGUAGAUUUGGCGUUUUCAUUCAGGGGUGCAGAAGACACCAGGCAAAGGCUUUGAAAGGUUUCCAUCUAUUGCCACACAGCCUUCUUGAGAAGACUACGGUGUUGGUCAAAGGUGGACGUGAAAUAGAUAAUCCUUUCUCCCCCCCCCGUUUUUUUCUUCGCCAGGUUAUUCUUGUACGGAGUGAAAUCCAGGCUCACCUUACGGUAAUGAGGUCAACGUUGAGAGCGCUUGUGUGCGAGAAGGGGGGGUAAAGAGUAUACUGAAGUUGGAGCGCGCAUGCUCGCCCACACCGUAUGACGUGAGCUGACUAGCUAAGCAGAGAAAGAUCAAAGAGCUAGUGAGAAGAACCCGAGGGAUAGGCGAGCUGGGCUCGUGGGGAGCUGGCUGUAGAGACACAUUGCGCGGAAAUUAGCCAGGCUACUUUCCUGAAGAACAAAAAAGGGGGGGGAAGAUCCACGCUAGUCUCCUGCUACAUGCCUAAGUCAUCAAGUUGUCUUUUGUUUCCCCAUCCUGCGCCUCUUCGAAGCGAGCUGCCGCCGUCGCCGCCGAAGCUCAGGGACGACUGACUGAGCGCACAUGGGGAGGCAACCCAGGCGCCUCAGCUUGGCGCACGCAUGACUGAGCGGAAGAAUCGCCCGCCAAGAAUCUCCGGCAGGUUCAGUAUGUUCCUGCGGCUGCGAUGAGGCAGAAACUCCGGCGUGGUGGAUGUAGGAAAUAGAGGUGCGACCCAGCCGAGGCAGAAAGAAGCCCCCCUCCUCUCCGACUGGCGUCUCUAUCCGCAGGAGAAGGCGCAGGGGGAGGUGGAGAGUCGUCUGAGCCUGUCGCCUCGCCAUGGCUUGCAGCCGCCUCAGGACUCUUAUUAAUAGAUACUGUGCUGGAGAAGAGAAUUGGGUGGACAAUCGGACUAUUUAUGUUGGUCAUCGUGAACCCCCUCCAGGUGCUGAAGCAUACAUUCCACAGAGGUAUCCUGACAACAGAAUAGUCUCCUCAAAGUACACUUUUUGGAACUUUGUCCCAAAGAAUUUAUUUGAGCAGUUCCGAAGAAUAGCUAACUUUUAUUUUCUCAUCAUUUUUCUUGUACAGUUAAUUAUUGACACACCAACUAGUCCAGUGACAAGUGGGCUUCCACUUUUCUUUGUCAUCACUGUAACAGCUAUUAAACAGGGCUAUGAAGACUGGCUUCGUCAUAAAGCUGACAAUGCAAUGAACCAGUGUCCUGUUCAUUUCAUUCAACAUGGUAAACUGGUUAGAAAGCAGAGCCAUAAACUAAGAGUUGGAGAUAUUGUAAUGGUAAAAGAAAAUGAAACAUUCCCUUGUGACUUGAUACUUUUGUCUAGUAGUAGAGCAGAUGGAACAUGUUUUGUUACAACAGCAAGUUUGGAUGGCGAGUCAAGUCAUAAGACAUAUCAUGCUGUCCAAGAUACAAAAGCCUUUCAAAGCGAACAGGAUAUUGACACCCUGCAUGCUACCAUUGAAUGUGAACAACCGCAGCCUGAUCUUUAUAAAUUUGUUGGUCGGAUAAAUGUUUACCAUGAUAGAAAUGAGCCUGUUGCAAGGCCGUUGGGAUCUGAAAAUGUGCUUCUUAGAGGAGCUUCUUUGAAGAACACAGAGAAAAUCGUUGGUGUUGCUAUAUACACUGGCAUGGAAACAAAAAUGGCAUUGAACUACCAAUCAAAAUCUCAGAAACGAUCUGCUGUAGAAAAAUCAAUGAAUGUAUUUCUUAUUGUAUACCUCUGUAUUCUGAUCAGUAAAUCGCUAAUAAAUACUGCCCUGAAAUAUGUUUGGCAAAGUGAGCAAUCUCAUGAUCAGCCUUGGUAUAAUCAGAAAACAGAGUCAGAAAGGAAAAGAAAUGUGUUUAUUACAGCAUUUACAGAUUUUCUUGCUUUCAUGGUUCUUUUCAACUACAUCAUUCCUGUAUCCAUGUAUGUCACAGUAGAAAUGCAGAAGUUUCUUGGUUCUUAUUUUCUUACAUGGGAUGAAGAAAUGUUUGAUGAAGAAACAGGUGAAGGACCAGUUGUGAAUACAUCUGACCUCAAUGAAGAGUUAGGGCAGGUUGAAUAUGUCUUCACAGAUAAAACAGGGACAUUAACAGAGAACAACAUGGAAUUCAUAGAAUGCUGCAUUGAGGGACAUGUUUAUGUGCCUCACAUCAUCUGCAAUGGGCAAAUUCUCAACGAUUGUGCUGGUAUUGAUAUGAUUGAUUCUUCCCCAGGAGGAAGUGGCAAAGACAGAGAAGAGCUCUUUUUCCGGGCUCUGUGUCUUUGUCACACUGUUCAAGUGAAGGAAGAUGACAACGUGGAUGGAUUAAAGGAAGCUCAGCUGUCAGGGAAGUCUUCCGUGUAUAUUUCAUCGUCCCCUGAUGAAGUGGCUUUAGUUGAAGGUAUUCAGAGACUUGGUUACACAUAUUUAAGACUGAAGGACAAUUUUAUGGAAAUUUUAAAUCGAGAAAAUGACGUUGAAAGGUUUGAAUUACUGGAAAUCCUUAGUUUUGAUUCAGUAAGGAGACGGAUGAGUGUGAUAGUUAAAUCAGCAAAAGGGGAAAUAUUUCUGUUUUGUAAAGGAGCAGAUUCUUCUAUAUUUCCUAGAGUUACAGAAGGCAAAAUAGAACAGAUUAGAUCAAGAGUUGAGCGCAAUGCAGUGGAGGGUCUGCGAACAUUAUGUGUUGCAUAUAAAAAAUUCACCUAUGAAGAAUAUGAGACUGUGCAGAAGCAGCUUCAGGAGGCAAAGCUGGCCCUGCGGGAUCGGGAAAAGAAACUGGCAGAGGCAUAUGAACAGAUAGAAAGGGGGCUUACCCUGCUUGGUGCUACAGCAGUUGAAGACCGAUUACAGGAAAAAGCUGCUGAUACAAUUGAAGCCCUGCAAAAAGCUGGCAUUAAGGUCUGGGUUCUGACGGGAGACAAAAUGGAGACUGCAGCUGCCGCCUGCUAUGCCUGCAAACUGUUCAGAAGAAAUACUCAAAUACUUGAGCUAACUACAAAGAAAAUAGAGGAGCAGAGUUUGCAUGAUGUGUUGUUUGAAUUAAGCAAAACUAUCCUAAGGCACAGUGGCAGCUUAACAAGGGACACCUUCUCAGGGCUUUCAGCUGAAAUGCAAGAUUACGGUUUAAUUAUUGAUGGAGCAGCAUUAUCAUUAAUAAUGAAACCACGGGAAGAUGGCAGCUCUGGUAACUACAGAGAGAUCUUCCUUGAAAUCUGUAGGAACUGUAGUGCAGUUUUAUGCUGUCGCAUGGCUCCUUUGCAAAAAGCACAGAUUGUAAAAUUAAUUAAAUGGUCAAAGGAGCAUCCAAUCACUUUAGCAAUUGGUGAUGGAGCAAAUGAUGUCAGUAUGAUCCUAGAAGCACAUGUUGGCAUAGGCGUUAUUGGGAAAGAAGGCCGCCAAGCUGCAAGGAACAGUGACUAUGCAAUACCCAAAUUUAAACAUUUGAAAAAAAUGCUGCUUGUUCAUGGACAUUUUUAUUAUGUCAGGAUAUCUGAACUUGUGCAAUACUUCUUUUAUAAGAAUGUCUGUUUCAUUUUCCCUCAAUUUUUGUACCAGUUCUUCUGUGGGUUUUCACAGCAGCCUUUAUAUGAUACUGCGUAUCUUACCCUGUACAAUAUCAGCUUCACUUCACUUCCUAUCCUGUUGUAUAGUUUAAUGGAACAACAUGUCAGUUCAGAUACACUCAACAGAGACCCUUCACUGUACAGGGAUGUUGCCAAGAAUGCUUACCUUCACUGGAGUGUAUUCAUUUACUGGACUUUCUUGGGAGUAUUUGAUGCUGUGGUCUUUUUCUUUGGUGCCUAUUUCUUGUUUGAAAGUUCAACUGUGACCAGCAAUGGACAGAUGUUUGGAAACUGGACCUUUGGGACACUGGUGUUCACUGUACUAGUAUUCACUGUUACCUUGAAGCUUGCACUGGACACACACUAUUGGACAUGGAUCAAUCACUUUGUUAUCUGGGGGUCACUACUUUUCUACAUUGUCUUUUCCCUUCUCUGGGGAGGGAUCAUCUGGCCUUUUCUCAAUUACCAGAGGAUGUACUAUGUGUUCAUACAAAUGUUGUCUAGUGGUCCUGCAUGGCUGGGGAUUAUUAUGCUCAUAACCGUGAGCCUUCUUCCAGAUGUACUGAAGAAAGUUUUAUGCAGACAAUUAUGGCCUACAGCAACAGAAAGAAUCCAGAAUACAUCAAGCCAUGGUCGGGACCAUAUUUCAGAAUUCAUGCCUCUUGCCUCUCUGAAGAGUCCAAGAUAUAGGAGCAAUGACUGCAAAAAUGCCCCAGCAAGAAGGUCUAGUUCACAUUCUAAAAAAACAAUGUUUACACAUUGGAGAAACUAUGAUUAUUCAGUACUCCCUUCUAUCUUUGGCUGUUCCAAUAAGCAUUGUGAUUCCAGUGUGGGGUACUACCACAGGGGUUUAGGUCUGGAAACAUCUCUGUGAGAAAUCACCCACUCAGGCCUUUAAGAACUACAAUUACCCCCCCCCCAAAAAAACCCACAUCUGCAAAUGACCAUUUAACAGCACUGAUUUAAAUUUUGUUGGCUUUUGUUAUCGGAUGUAAUAUUCUGACAAACUGGAUCAAGAAUGCUGAGUACAAAUCUUUCCAAGAGACUUGGCCUUUCUUAAAUAUGUUUUAAACUGUUGAAGCAAUGGAUUAUCGCACAGUCUGGCACUGUGAGGAUGGACAGCACUCUAAUUUCACUCCAUUCUGUCAAAACCUUUGUGUUUACUGAUUCUAUCAUCUCUUUUCCUUUAUUACUUGAAGAGUCCUGCUUCAGUCAAUGUUCCUUUUCUGAGAUCAGUGGUUAAAAGUUGUCAGUCAUAAGCAAAGAUCUCAGAUCCCUAAUGAAAGUAACUGAGAUCAUUUACAUAAGUGCUGGUUUUGACUUGUGUUUGUCCUUUCUUUGCUCUUUCUGUAGAACAAACUGGUGUUUCCUCUGCAAAUCUGCUUUCAAGAAACACUCUCUAAUGUCCAUUUUAUUGUUGAGUCGCUAAGCAGAACUUCUAUGUGAUUUUAAGAUUCUUCCUCCACCCCCCACCCCUGUUAGACACAUAGUUCACAUAGAUCCUGUAGACCUUAAGAAGUAAAGCUGGCUAUCAAAUUAGUGAAGUGGCCACUACAGGUAUUGAGCUGAAAAUAAUUACUGACAUUAAGAAUUUAGUCUUGGAAAUAAUAAAAAAGGACCAGUAUUCUACCAUUGUGCUACCUCUAAAAUGGAGAGUAAGAAUGUGUUAGGAAGUGCUAAUUUUAAGUUUGUUUUUCCUGUCAAGGAAAUGAAGUAAUUGGUUCCUUAAAAACUUAACAGGAUAAUAUUGUGUUGAUUGUGUUUUAGAUACUGAUUUUUAAUUUGACUUUAAAGGGAGAGGCAGACAGAAAGUUUAACAGAAGGUCUGUUUUGUGACUACAUCUAUUUGGUAAUAACCACUUGGUCAGGUUUCUCCCUGCCUGAAUGUCGAUUUUACUGUUCUUCAGAAAAAAAUGUGCACAAUUACACAAAAGCUAUAUAUGUCAUUUUAAAUCAUUACAGCCAGCUUGCACUUCAACUCCAUUUGUGGUUUUAGUUUUGCUUUGUAGUGGGUUUUAUAACAACAGACACAAAUCAGUUCUGUUUCUUUUCUCCCAGUGUUUUAUUUAGGGUGUCAACUUUGCUGAAGGAUUGCUUUAUAGGAAAGUCAAUGUGUGAAAGAAAUGUGCAGAUUCUCUCUCACCUUCCCUGAGCAGAGAUUUGGGGAGAUGGGAACAUAAUGUUUUGGAGGGCAAAUUGUGAAAAAUUAUAUACCAAAGAUUACAGACAAAGACAGCCUGAUCAUAGUCCCCACACUUAAAACCUCAUCCCCCAUAACGCACAGCAUCACAGCAUCUCUGUCUUUUAAAAUGAAGCACUUUCUAGUUCCAGUGUUGUUCUCAUACUGAUAGUAAUGUAUCUGAAGGUAAUAUUUAUUUGACAUUGCAUCCUUGAUGAAUGUCUAGUGGAAAUGUCCCCUACAUAAAACACUGGUUACAAAUAUAUAUAUUUUAAAAUUAAUUUGAGGUGGGUAUUGUUUUUAUAUACCUGUAGUAGUGACAAAUCUCCUAUUCGGGUGUGGUUAACAAAAUGAUUUUUAGUGUGUUUUUUAGAAAUCUUAAAAUUGCCUUUGCACUGAACUAUUUUUCAAUACUGUAGCUAUUUAUAUAUCUGUUAUACACAUACAUUUGUUAACACAGCAUUUCUAUUUUUUUAAGUGUAUGUUUUAGAGGGUGUUUUUUAUAUCUGAGUUUUG
Molecule: messenger RNA, 6415 nt
Organism: Rhineura floridana
Lineage: Eukaryota; Metazoa; Chordata; Lepidosauria; Squamata; Rhineuridae
Gene: ATP11A
Product: ATPase phospholipid transporting 11A
Exons: 29
Coding region: 1010-4594 (1194 amino acids)
Biological process (GO): phospholipid translocation
Cellular component (GO): recycling endosome; endoplasmic reticulum; trans-Golgi network
Molecular function (GO): ATP binding; magnesium ion binding; ATP hydrolysis activity
Source: RefSeq, a predicted model, not a curated record